GCGCGAGGCCUCCUGGGAAGUGAAGUCCGGAGGCCAGGGGUGGCCGGCUCCCAGCGCGCCAAGGUGCUAACACCCUAACUCCCGUUCCUCCUCGGCGUUUCUUCUCCAAGUCCGAAGUCAGGGUCCAGGACUGCUGCGAUGCAUCAGCCCCGCCUCUCAUCCCCCAUCCAGAGGAGGCGGAAAUGUUCCGGUGAACGCGAAGCCUCCCACUACGAGCCGGCCCUCAGCAAGGCCGUGCGCAGUGUGGGCGGGAGCCCUAAGUCAGCUAGCGGCAACGCUGGGAGGGCCCGGAGCAGGCCGGGCCCAGAACAGUGAAGGCUCCAACAUGGCGGCCAGACUGGCCAUAGAGCGGGAAGAGAAAGCCGGGGACUAGCAGGCCGCACGGCGCAGACGGGGCCCGCGUCCUCCAUUUACUUCCGGAAUUUAAAGCCGGCUUCCGGAAGCCGGGAGGAUGUCCCCAUGACAACCGACGUUGGAGUUUGGAGGUGCUUGCCUUAGAGCAAGGGAAACAGCUCUCAUUCAAAGGAACUAGAAGCCUCUCCCUCAGUGGUAGGGAGAGAGCCAGGAGCGGUUUUCUGGGAACUGUGGGAUGUGCCCUUGGGGGCCUGAGAAAACAGAAGGAAGAUGCUCCAGACCAGUAACUACAGCCUGGUGCUCUCUCUGCAGUUCCUGCUGCUGUCCUAUGACCUCUUUGUCAAUUCCUUCUCAGAACUGCUUCAAAAGACUCCUGUCAUCCAGCUUGUGCUCUUCAUCAUCCAGGAUAUUGCAGUCCUCUUCAACAUCAUCAUCAUUUUCCUUAUGUUCUUCAACACCUUCGUCUUCCAGGCUGGCCUGGUCAACCUCCUAUUCCAUAAGUUCAAAGGGACCAUCAUCCUGACAGCUGUGUACUUUGCCCUCAGCAUCUCCCUUCAUGUCUGGGUCAUGAACUUACGCUGGAAAAACUCCAACAGCUUCAUAUGGACAGAUGGACUUCAAACGCUGUUUGUAUUCCAGAGACUAGCGGCAGUGUUGUACUGCUACUUCUAUAAACGGACAGCCAUAAGACUAGGUGAUCCUCGCUUCUACCAGGACUCUUUGUGGCUGCGCAAGGAGUUCAUGCAAGUUCGAAGGUGACCUCUUGUCACACUGAUGGAUACUUUUCCUUCCUGAUAGAAGCCACAUUUGCUGCUUUGCAGGGAGAGUUGGCCCUAUGCAUGGGCAAACAGCUGGACUUUCCAAGGAAGGUUCAGACUAGCUGUGUUCAGCAUUCAAGAAGGAAGAUCCUCCCUCUUGCACAAUUAGAGUGUCCCCAUCGGUCUCCAGUGCGGCAUCCCUUUCUUGCCUUCUACCUCUGUUCCACCCCCUUUCCUUCCUUUCCCCUCUGUACCAUUCAUUCUCCCUGACCGGCCUUUCUUGCCGAGGGUUCUGUGGCUCUUACCCUUGUGAAGCUUUUCCUUUAGCCUGGGACAGAAGGACCUCCCAGCCCCCAAAGGAUCUCCCAGUGACCAAAGGAUGCGAAGAGUGAUAGUUACGUGCUCCUGACUGAUCACACCACAGACAUUUAGAUUUUUAUACCCAAGGCACUUUAAAAAAAUGUUUUAUAAAUAGAGAAUAAAUUGAAUUCUUGUUCCAUAAA
Gorilla gorilla gorilla (western lowland gorilla) is the source of this 1615-nucleotide messenger RNA. It is a transcript of the gene TMEM138, whose product is annotated as transmembrane protein 138. Bases 625 to 1113 code for a protein of 162 amino acids. The record is from RefSeq and is a predicted model, not a curated record. Gene Ontology annotation, cellular component: cilium. Lineage: Eukaryota; Metazoa; Chordata; Mammalia; Primates; Hominidae. The transcript is spliced from 5 exons.